This is a messenger RNA of Zophobas morio, 1244 nucleotides long. RefSeq names its product alaserpin-like. The record is from RefSeq and is a predicted model, not a curated record. Bases 30 to 1199 code for a protein of 389 amino acids. Lineage: Eukaryota; Metazoa; Arthropoda; Insecta; Coleoptera; Tenebrionidae. Gene Ontology annotation, molecular function: serine-type endopeptidase inhibitor activity. The transcript is spliced from 4 exons.
CUUCAGUCUUACUUCUCAGACACGCAAAAAUGAAAACCCUUCUACUACUACUUUGUGCAACUGCGGCUUUUGCCGACGACACAGGCAUCGAACAGUUCGCUUCCAGCAGCAAACUCUUCACCGGAUCCGUCUACAAAGAAGUCCUAGUUGACAACAACGACAACAUCCUCGUCAGCCCCUUCUCCGUCGAAACCAUCCUCGCCCUCACCCAAUCCGGCGCCGUCGGCGUCACGGGUGCAGAAAUCCGCUCCAGCCUCUUCCUCCCAGAAACCAAAGAAGACACAGACGCCCUCAUCAAAACCGUCCUCCCUGCCCUCAAAAGCGACCAGUACACUCUAACAACCGCCAACAAAGUCUACGUCGAAAACAACUUCGCCAUCACACAAGACUUCCAGAAAGUCGCAACCGACGUCUACCAAGCGGCUUUCCAAAGCAUCGAGUUCGCGGAAAAUGUAGCAGCAGCGGAAGAAAUCAACAAAUGGGUGGAGGAAGAAACGCACGACAAGAUCCACGACCUUGUGACUCCUGAUGACUUAGACGAAAACACGAGAGUGGUCCUGGUCAAUGCUUUGUAUUUCCAAGGGAAUUGGACCACUCCGUUUGAACCCCUAUUCACCAAGAAAGCCACGUUUCACUCCCCUAAUGACAAGACCGUCGAAACCGACACCAUGUUUAUAGAGUCAGCGGAGUUCAAUUUUUACGAAAACGAAGAACUAGACGCUAAAUUUCUGGAGUUGCCUUUCGUGGGGGAGGGGGCUUCUAUGACGUUCGUUCUCCCGAAUAAACAAGACGGGAUUGCCGUUCUGGAAAAGCAAGCAGGGGAUGUUUUGAAAACGCCGGAGUACACGAAAGAGUUUGUGCAGGUGUCGCUGCCUAAGUUUAAAGUGGAGGAUGCGGUUGAGUUUAAGGAGAUCCUAGAAAGAUUGGGAGUGCAUGCCGCUUUUAACCCAGAAGUGGCUGAUUUUAGCGGGAUCGCCGGACUUCCUGGAGACAUCAUGAUCAGUAAAGUUACUCAGAAGACUUUCAUUGAUGUUAAUGAAAUGGGAGUGGAGGCGGCGGCUGCUACAGCUAUUGUUGGACCUACGAAUGUUCCGCCACCACCUACGCAAGUGUUCAUUGCUGAUCAUCCUUUCGUUUUCUAUAUAUCUGUCAACGGUGUGGUGUUGUUCGAAGGGAGAGUGUUGGUGCCUAGUUACUAGGUGAUUUGUUUUGGCUGUUGAUAAAUAAAGUGAUAUAAAAUAAAA